This is a messenger RNA of Phytophthora infestans T30-4, 1344 nucleotides long. RefSeq lists its product as uncharacterized. The coding region runs from base 1 to 1344 and encodes 447 amino acids. Lineage: Eukaryota; Oomycota; Peronosporomycetes; Peronosporales; Peronosporaceae. The transcript is spliced from 7 exons. Gene Ontology annotation, molecular function: protein binding. The record is from RefSeq and is a predicted model, not a curated record.
AUGCAGCAGUCUCUCUCCUCGCUAGGUGACUGCCCCCUCUGUCAAGCACAGCUUUUUUUCAAAGCUGGCAAGAGUAGCGCACCGGAAUCAGAGACGCGCUGGAUGGGAUACUCGGUGCACCACGAUUUCCUGCCGAACCCCAGUGACAUCUCUCUGCAGCUGGACAACCUUAGUGACUUGGACGACGUGAUCGAUCUCGAUGACCUGGUCUCAUCAGACAGUGAGCGUCCUUCGCCUCCAGUUGCAGCUAGGACCUCUCUUAGUGGCAGUUUUGUUCCAGGGCCAGUGAGACAUCCACGCUUAUCGCUAAGAAAGAUGAGCACUAGCCAGGUGGGUAAGAGGAAAGCCAGGCCGCGUAAAAUUAAGCGUGAGGAGCUUGCAAUAUCUCAAGUCGAGUGGGAAACAGUUAGAACAGAGGGUAUUCCGCCGGAUAAGCGAUACGAUUGCGGACUGGCGAUUUAUGGAGGCUUCCUGAUAGUAGUUGGUGGCAUCGUUGGCAAGCUCCGGCUGAACGAUCUGCACAUGUUGGAUCUCGCAGCCCAGCCGUCGUCUCGCUGGAUUAAACCGUUGAUUAGCGGUACACCUCCUCAAGCUGGUAACCUUCUCCAGGUAUUCAUUAUCGGAGACGAUUUAUAUGCGAUUGGAGGAACCAUUGACGGCAAGUUUCUCACCGAGCUUCAUCGACUUAACCUCAAAUCCGGAGAAUGGGAGUGGGAAAAGCUGGAGGUUGCCGGAACACCGCCGUCAAUGCGAUACUGGUACUCCCUCACGGUAUUGCAGGGCAUGGCAGUUUUGUAUGGAGGUUAUGGACAUCCGCAGCGACUUAGCGAUACGUUUGCUCUUCGAUUUGAUACUGAGAUUCCAACGUGGAUGGAGCUUCAACCUCGCGGUGACAUCCCUGGACCGUCAUCGACUCAUUCCGUGUGUGUUGUCAAAGACCGCAUGUACAUUUUUGGAGGAUAUGACGGCAAAUACCGUCGCGGUCAUCUUUUUGCUUUUGAAAUUGAACUCGUGACAAAGGAACGCAUUGACUGCGUGUGGCGCAAGGUUGCGACUCAAGGACAUGGACCUGCAUCACGCUACACCCACUCUAGCGCCAGCAUUGGCUCCCAACUAAUCGUGUACGGAGGAAACACUGGGUGCUUAAAGGGCGACGCGUACGUGUUGGACCUCGGAUCUGACGUCCCGACCUGGAAGAUGGCCAAGUGCGAUCUUCCGUUGAUCCCUCGUGCCUGGCAUAGGGCCGUCGUUUACAAUGAUGCGAUGUACGUUUUUGGAGGGCAUACAACCGAGGGCUACGACAACAAAGUCAUGCGCGUAGCCUUUCAAGCCACAGCACCAUAA